Cyclopterus lumpus (lumpfish) is the source of this 2577-nucleotide messenger RNA. It is a transcript of the gene gorab, whose product is annotated as golgin, rab6-interacting. The record is from RefSeq and is a predicted model, not a curated record. Gene Ontology annotation, biological process: non-motile cilium assembly. Lineage: Eukaryota; Metazoa; Chordata; Actinopteri; Perciformes; Cyclopteridae.
CAUAAACAAAGAUGGCGGUGGCAGUUAGAGCUUCAUAGAGUUUGAAUUUAUAUUUAGUAUUUUAGAAUGAUUAUCUUAAGUCAAUAGGUCCAUAUAUUUUCUAUAUGCAUAAUUGUCGCUGUGUUUUUGAGGCAUUGUCGGUGUGACGCCGUAAAAUGAGCGGCUGGGCCGGUUUUUCUGAGGAGGAGCUUCGGAAGAUGCAGCCGCAAGACUCAGCGAUGCCCGGAGCGGCAGCCCGAGGGCGGAAACCGGUUCCAGCCAACCGGACACGGCAGCAGUUACAGCGGGAGAGGGCCCUUCAGGUAGUCGCUCAAAAAAGCGCCGGAGCCGCCUCUCUGUGCCUCCCACCGGAGCAACAGCUCACCAAACCGCCGCCGAAAAGAGACCCUGAGCCUCCAGCAGGAGCUCCGGCUGUCAAACACGGGGUGCAGCACAAACCCACCGAGAUGAAGCCGGCUCCAGAGGAGGAGCCCCCGGCCGUCAAAGAACUGGAGAAACAAGAGGUGGCACUACGGGAAAAGACGCGUCUGGAGCAACUGCAGCAGGGCCAAAAGAUAAUCGAAGAGAGGAAUAAGCGCAAGAAAGCUCUGCUGACAAAAACGAUUGCUGAGAAGUCCAAACAGACUCAGGCAGAGGCUGUGAAGCUGAAGAGGAUCCAGAGGGAGCUCCAGGCCCUCGACGACAUGGUGUCCAAUGAUAUCGGCAUCCUGAGAGGAAAGAUAGAACAAGCCAGCUGGGACUACUCCACUGCCAGAAAGCGGUACGAGAGGGCGGAGGUGGAGUACGUGACGGCCAAGCUGGACCUGCACAAGAAGACGGAGGUGAAGGAGCAGCUGACAGAGCACCUCUGCGCCAUCAUCCAGCAGAACGAGCUGCGUAAAGCCCACAAGCUGGAGGAGCUGAUGCAGGAGCUGCAGCUGCAGGCCACUGAGGAAGAGCUGGAGAGGCAGAGAGAGGAGGAGAAGGAGGAGAAGAAUAAAAAAGCUGCGUUGAGGCGCAGAGUGACGGGAAAACGGGGGAACGGCUCGGUGGCCGAUCGGGAGUUAACGGCGCAAUCAACCAACGACUGUCGACCCACGGAGGUGGAGCCUGUGAUGGAGGAGAAAGGAGGUGGCGUCCGUCAGGAGCACCACCCGAUAACUGAAGUGCCGAAGACCGAACACGACGGUCCGACACUAGCACACUCUGUUCAAGGUGGAGUCGCAGCCUCCUGAUGCUCGGAAGACAUUAUCACACACUGUGACGCAGUAAUGUUUUCCAACUAUUCCCUCAGCCAGAGGAAGUGAUCCUCGACACUAACGUCCAACGUCAAUUCCCUUUUUGGUGGUAACCAUCCAAAUGAGUCCGAUCAUCCGUGUCUCCUGAAAUGAGACCGGGUUUGUGUCCUGCAGCCUAUGAGUUGAUUGUUGGAUAUUAUGGGUUGAUCCGGAUUGUGGUUUUGGUUAUUGAAAAAGUAAGCCGCGUCCUGUGAUCUGUUGACAGUUUGUUCUUGUUGGGACGCAGAUAGCGAGGUUUGUCGUAUUUAUACAAGCUCGAACGGGGAAGUAGCUUUCACAAAUGUUAAAGUUGGUAAAAGAGUGUUCGCUUUGGAUUGGGACCGGGGCAGAACGGUUUGAAUCGGGUCAUCUCUUUUUGAGAUGUUGCAGAUUUGUACAUUACAUUUAUUUAUUAUGUAAGAAAUACAAUCUGGGCGGCAUUGCGUGUCCUUCAAAAGACAUUUUCUGUUGCUGAUUAGUGGGAGAUGUAUAUAAAAAUAAUACUUUUACUGAACUGUCAAGUAUCCAAGUUGACAUCUGAUUUAAAUCAAAACGUUGACAGUUUAAGACUUUAUAAAGGAGAAACGUCUUGUAAGGCUUUUUGUAUUUAGAAAACAUUUGAGAACUUGAGCUUCUUUUGUUGGUGUCAGGGGGGGGGGGGAUGAUAUAAAAUGAUAUUUAGGGUGAAAACCGGAGUGCGAUAUCGGCACUAGUAUCGAUAAGUUGCGAUCAACACCCAGCCUUCAGUAUGUGUGUACCUGCAGGAUCAGCUCCAGAUCCUACUCGGCUGCAGAGGAAAUCCAAGUAUGUUUUUAUUUGUGCGCCUGUGGAUAAACCUUCGCUUGACAUGAAUCAUCCUUCGGAGCGAAGGUUGCAAUCAAAAGAUGAGCGGCGUCUCGCUCGUCGCGUCUUUGCGGCAGCAGUGAAAGACGCUUCCCUGCUUACUUCCCGGAAGGAGGCGCGGAUCCGUUCCUGUUCCAGAGCACGAUCCCUCCUGUCUUGUGUGUUGUAGACCAACAUGUCCGCCGGCGCUGGGCUCGCGUUUCUCAAAGCUAAUUGUCGUCUUGUCAGUCGGGGAGCAGCGGGCUUCCUGAAUGUAAGAGGAUACCUGUUGACGUGUACUUCCAGCUGCAUUCUGCAGUUCACUUUCUCCGGCUGCACAAUGUGUCGACUAUAUUAUAUGACAAUAAUAUGAUGUUGGCCUGUGUAUAUCUGUUUGCCUGGCCCAAGCCUGCUUGUAUGUGAACCAAAUGACAUGAAUAUAAAUAGUUAUUUAAAUUGGGUACAUAUUUAAAGAUGGGAUAUGUAGAUAUACAUUACA